Molecule: messenger RNA, 1890 nt
Organism: Aureobasidium melanogenum CBS 110374
Lineage: Eukaryota; Fungi; Ascomycota; Dothideomycetes; Dothideales; Saccotheciaceae
Product: WD40 repeat-like protein
Exons: 4
Coding region: 1-1890 (629 amino acids)
Cellular component (GO): mRNA cleavage and polyadenylation specificity factor complex
Molecular function (GO): protein binding
Source: RefSeq, a predicted model, not a curated record
AUGGAUCAGGGUGAUCAAGGCGCAGGCCAUGAGGGCUUCAUCAAGAGAACCAGGCUAUCUCGACGCCCUGCCACUGACUACAGUGCGAACAUGGCACAGUUCGUGCACAAUCGCAGGCCGCAGUACAAGGGAACUAUGGGAUUCGAGAUGGAGAGACCCAGUGCUAGCUACGUGAUAGACAUGCUCCUACCACCAGCCCGCAGAGGCAAUGCAGUAGAUUCAGUCCCCGCUAGACAUUUACAUUCGUCCUUAAACAAGAUGCGCCAUCCUGUCAACGUGGUCAAAUGGACGCCAGAAGGGAGACGUCUACUCACUGGUUCAACAAGUGGUGAAUUCACCUUGUGGAACGGCACGGCAUUCAACUUCGAGACAAUCAUGCAGGCUCACGACAGUGCAGUGCGAGCAGUGGCAUACUCGCACAGUAAUGACUGGCUCAUCUCUGCUGAACAAGCUGGCAUCGUCAAAUACUGGCAACCAAACUUCAAUAACGUGAAGUCUUUACAAGCGCACAACGACCCCGUUCGAGAUCUGGCAUUUGCGCCCACCGAUACCAAGUUUGUGACAGCAGCAGAUGACGCCCACCUCAAAAUCUUCGAUUUUGCUGGCGGUGUGGAGGAGCUGGUUUUGGAAGGUCAUCAAUGGGACGCUAAAUGCGUCGACUGGCAUCCUACCAAAGGGCUUUUGGUUUCUGGCUCGAAAGACCAUCAAAUCAAGCUCUGGGAUCCUCGAAACGGACGAUGUCUUACCACUCUUCAUGGCCAUAAGAACACCGUAAGCAAGACGCUUUUUGAACCGACAAAUGGUGUGCUACUGGCUUCUUGUGCGCGUGAUUCGACUGCAAGAGUUUUCGACAUACGAAUGAUGAGAGACGUCUUCUUACUCCGCGGUCACGAAAAAGACAUCAGCACGCUUGCUUGGCACCCAAUCCACUCUAACUUCCUGACAACUGGAGGUGCCGACGGCGCAAUGCAUCACUAUCUGUUGGACGAGCAGAACCUUCCAGCUGGUUCAGCACCCACAUUAUCACCUUACGACGCGCCGGAGAACUCAGACGCUCCUGCUCAAACCAUAUACCCUGCCCAUCGUGUCACAUAUGCUCACGACUUUGCCAUCUGGAGUCUCGACUGGCAUCCUCUCGGUCACAUCCUGGCUUCCGGGUCAAACGACAGAGCAACGAGGUUUUGGUCAAGGCCGAGACCUGGUGACAACACGUACAAGGACGACCGAUGGCACAUCGGACAGACAGCAGCAGAAGCUCAAGGAACAUGGAAACGUACAACAGAUCGGACAGCUAGAGACGAGGAGGAAGAACUUGAGGAUGAGGCGGAUGGUCUUGUUGAUCAACAGAUGCCCGCUCGUCAAAACAUGCUACCUGGCCUUGCGGGUCUUCCUGGCAUCUCUGCGCCCAGACCAGCAUUCCCAGAUGGAACCAGCACUGGAGGUGCUCAGCCGCUGCCCAUGCCUGGUAUGGCUAGUAAUGGACUACCUUUCCCAGGUGGCCCACCAAUGCUCGGGGGACAAGGCUUGCCAUUCUCCUUGCCGCAUGGCGGCGCACCGCCACCACCCCUUCCUGGAAACAUGGACAUGGAAAAACUCAAGCAAAUGUUUGGCGGGCAACUUCCUCCUAUGCCUCCACCAGGUGCUCAACAAGGAUUUCCACCACCACCACCGCCUGGAUUCCCUGGCGGACAAGGCCUUCCACCACCCCCGAUGCCUUUCCCAGGCUUUGCCGGAGCGCCUCCUAUACCUCCGCCAGGCUUCCCAGGGUUCCCGCCAGGUAAUGCACCUCAAGAUCUACAAGGACAGAACAGGAGGAGGGCCCCGCUUCCGAGCCAGAGUGAGAGCUUGCAAGAGGAGAUCAGAAGAGGAAAAUACCCCAGGGCAAGAUGA